UCUAAAGGUGCUUAAGCCCCGAAAUUCCCCUGAGACUCUAAAAUUUACGACAUAAGAUGAGAUUUUAGACGUAGCGUUAUCUGUAUUAUCAGAUGAUAUUGCGAUUCGUCGCGCGUUCGUCGUUUGUAGCAAAAUAGUAAUUUGUCAAAUAAUUCAACUGUUUCUAGACGCGAUCUAUCUUUUUCUCGUCUCGGAAAAUCUUAUUUAUUUAGUCAAAUAGUGUUGAAACAAAUGUCCGUAAGUAGUUGAAGUUCAACUUCGUGUGUCAUCCUGGGAUCAAUGAGCUCAUUGACGCACAUUGUCUCAAUAUGAUUCCCUCCGAUUAGUUUAAAAAGAUCAUGCACUGAUAGGAAAUGUCAUCUAUUGAUGAAUUUGUUAAUUCAUCGACAUGGCUUAUCAAGGUGUCGGGGGCGCAGCGCGGGCGCGAGCGGCAUGCGGCCCAUGCAGACGCCCAUGGAGGUCGGCUAGCGGCGCGCGCUCAGCCCCCGCGCCCGCUCUCCUCGCCCCGCACCAACGACGCCAUGGAACUCGCGGACGUGCCGAGGCACAGACCCCUCGCCUUCGAUAAGAUGGAAUGUUUGGUUAAGGAAAUGCAAGAUCCAGUUACAGGUGUACCAAUACGUAGUCAAAAACUCUUUCUCACCUUUAUUCCAUCUGCUUUUAUGGGAUGUGAUCUUGUCGAAUGGCUAAUGGAAAGAUUUCAUUAUGAAGAUGGUACAAAUGUCGAAGCUGUAAAUUUAGGCAAUCUUCUAUGUCAAUACGGUUACUUCUUUCCUGUCAACGAUCUGAAAAAUCUAGUUUUUAAAGAUGAUUCUUCUCUAUAUCGAUUUCAAAGCCCUUACUACUGGCCUUGGCAAGCGCCACGAGUGGCCGGUAGCGGGUCGAGUGCACCCACGCUCGGCCCGGACAACAUCGAGUACGCGAUAUACCUCGUGAAGCGAACCCUCCGCAACAAACAGAGGCAUGGCCUGGAGGACUACGAACAGGAAGCACUCGCUAACCUCAAGAAGAACCUUGCAGCCAAGUGGGACUUUAUCACCAUGCAGGCUGAGGAACAGGUUCGGGUCCGUCUAGCCAAAGAGCGGAAGAAGGGUGACAAAAUAAUCAGCGACAGCCAAGAGCGUGCCUACUGGCGCGUCGCGAGGCCGCCUCCCGGCGUGCCGAGCGCGCUGGAACCUUGCCCAGUACCAGUGCGCUCCCGGCAACCGAAGGCGAAGAAACGGACAAUACCACAGUUACAACGAGAAAUUGAACACCUCAAAGCAAGCCUGGAUCGCACAAGAGUGAAAACUUCGGUGGCUUUGGAAGCGCUCAUGGCGUAUUCAGAAACCUAUGCUCCUUACGAUCCUUGGCUUACUCAACCACAACCUUCCAACCCUUGGAUAAGCGACGACACUCUCUUUUGGCAGAUUAAUAGCCCAAUAGUUGAAAUACCUAGUGAGAAACGGGUGCAGCGAUGGGCACUAUCGAUAGAAGAACUAGUGUCAGAUCCAACUGGUCUGCAAGAAUUCACAAGUUUUCUUAGAAAAGAGUAUUCCCAUGAAAAUAUUAGAUUUUGGCUUGCUGUUAUGGAUUUACGAAGAAGUAGUACUAAGCAAAUACCUAAGAAGCUUGAUGAAAUCUUCGAAGAAUUCCUUACACCCGGUGCACCGUGCGAGAUAAACAUCGACGGUGCGACCGCUGAGCGCGUGGCAGAAGCGCGUCGAAGCGGCUCCCGCUACGCGCUCGACCACGCCGCAGACCACGUGUAUGGUCUGCUGCUGAAAAAGGACUGUUAUCCUCGCUUUAUACGUUCUGAUCACUUUCAACGACUCCUCACUGAAGGGAGAAAUGUUUAUCAGAAGAAGGCUAAAUUCUUCAACUUUGGUGGACAAGUGAAGAAAAAGCCUAGCUCCACAAGUGGUAGUGGUGGUAGUGGGAGCGGUACAGGUCUGUCCAGAAGACGUGGGUCUGACCGCUCGCUGUCCGGUUCGGCACAUGAGUUAGCAGUGUGCGCCGUGCAGCCACCGCGUCCUCCUGAACCACCACCGCAUAGCCACUCGCAGUCUAAUCUUUGUGACAUUCCCUUCAGAGACCCUUUGGAUGAUGAGACAUCGGAAGUCUUACCCUGGGAAACUUCAACUCGAGAAGGACCUUACGGUGGAGUUAGACGGCGACAAGAUUCUACGGCUGAUUCAGGCAGUUCGUCGUCAGAUGUUAGUGCAGCUGUGGGAAGCGGAGAAAGAAUGAGACGGCUUCCUCAGCAAAGUACAUUGGAUGGUGGACUCCGAGGAGCGCCACCACCGCUACGAAGACUUUCUGCUGUAGAACCAAGACAUUUGGCACCUCUUGCCUCACCGCCACAUUCCCCUCGACAAAAACGUAUAACCGCUAUACAACCAUCAGUUUCUCAUACGCAAACUACAGCGCACCAUCCUACACCAACGAUCAGUGUGAGUUCCGCUCCUGAUGAAGAAUCUGGUGACUCUCCUCCGAGAACAAACUCUCCUGAAGAACGCCGCUCUCUGAUACACUCCGAAGAACCAUCUUCAGUAUUCGCUUCAACAGAUGUAACUCCGACUGAACCUGGCCAUGUAUUUGUAGAACGCGCUAUUGUUGAAGUCAGUGCAGAUUCAAGUGAAGUAAGAACUGAUAGCUCAAAAGACGAAAUUCCAGAUAGUCAAACUGAUGAUAAUGAUGUAAAUGUAAUUUGUCAAGAACUAUCUAUGGCGGUCACAGAUCCAAAUGCUAAUACAAAAUCUUUAAAUGAUAACGUUACCUCAACUCCCCCAUUCUCUCGAGAGACAUCUUUGGUCAAAGAAACAAAUCCGGCCUCGCAAUUAGAGAAUAUAAUAACAUCUUCUGAAAUAUCAGAUAUUCCAGAAGAUACUAUUAGGAGUAAUGUCGAUAGACACGAUGCUGCUCCAGCGCAAAACGUUACAACGCGUGUUAUUGUAAGUCAGAAAAGUACGGAAGUUAUGUCGCCACCUCUAAGCAUAGUUUCAGAUAAAGAAAGUGUGCGAUCGACCUCGGAGGGGAUCCGAUAUCCAAUAGCACCUCUAGCUACUUGCGAAGACAUCGGAGUGGAAGAUGAUAGUGUAGAUAAAGUGCCUUUGGUACAGAGGGUGACGGGGGAUUCCAAAUCGGUGUCUGAAAAUGUGAAAACAAUUGCUCAUGGGGACGAACUAUCUUCCGUGUCGGAAACUGAUAUUAUCGUAAAGCGUAAUAGCAAAAGCACAAUCAGUGAACGUAAACAGAGGAAUGACAUUUGUCCUUGGGAAGACGAGAAUUCCUGUGAGAGUGACGCUCCAUUUGUUAAAACUUAUGCAACUCUUGGUUAUUUAUAAUUUAUGUAGGUGAAAUAAAUGAUAAUAAUUUAUGAUGUCAGGGUUAUAGUAAACAUAAUUUAGUUUUUAGAUCCGAUUUCUAUUUUCUCAGAGUAGAAUCAUUAAAACAGUUAUGAAAAAAAUGAUCGUUACUCUAAAUAGUCCGUUAUGUAUAUUUUAAAUUGUGUGAAGAGUAUCAUUUCUAUUAAGUAUUAUAACAUGUUAUAUUAGAAGACAAACGUUUGAAUGUAACGAUAUAAUUGACCCUAUUUUAUACGCAUACCUACCUAUGUAUAUGAGCGUCAUUUUUAACAUUUCCUUCCUUACGUUCAGCAUAAACUUUAUUCAAAUUAGAUGAAUUGCCUACAUUUAAACGUAGAACCUAUUUUUAUAAUUUGCUGUAAUUAUCUAUAAAUAAAUUGUAAAUAUCAUUUGCUACUCCAUUGAUUUGAGUUAAAAUUACACGGGUGUGCGCACUUAGUCUAUACUCUAUAUAGAGAGGUAACGUGUGAAAGCCUUUCUUAACAAUUGUAACUAUUAUAUUUAAACGAGUCUCAAUAUUAUAGUCCAGAGAAUAUGGAUGAAUUUCGAAAUGUUUG
Colias croceus (clouded yellow) is the source of this 3904-nucleotide messenger RNA. RefSeq lists its product as uncharacterized. Lineage: Eukaryota; Metazoa; Arthropoda; Insecta; Lepidoptera; Pieridae. Bases 354 to 3326 code for a protein of 990 amino acids. The record is from RefSeq and is a predicted model, not a curated record. Gene Ontology annotation, biological process: intracellular signal transduction; regulation of G protein-coupled receptor signaling pathway; G protein-coupled receptor signaling pathway. The transcript has 14 exons.